Molecule: messenger RNA, 2096 nt
Organism: Erythranthe guttata (spotted monkey flower)
Lineage: Eukaryota; Viridiplantae; Streptophyta; Magnoliopsida; Lamiales; Phrymaceae
Source: RefSeq, a predicted model, not a curated record
GUCAGGUUCUUGAAGAUCCGUUAAUUUUGGGGGGAUAAUUGUAAUUUCAACAAAAAAGAGAACGAUUCUCGUAAUUUUGAUAUACCUAGGGAGUUAUUUGUAAAUUACCCUUUUGAAAUUAAAUAUAAAAUGGCCAGACCUCUGAUUUCAAUGCCCACUCGAUGAGCAGGCAGAACUUGCUACCAUGCAUCAAGACAGCGUGCCUUCGGCCAACCAACAUAACCGCCGUCGCCGCCGCCGCCGCCGUCGGAGAUGGCGGCAAAUGGAACACACAACUAAGGGACCUUUCAAAACAAGGCCAGUACAGCCAAGCACUGAUCCUCUACCGCCAAAUGCUGCGCUCCGGCGCCGCCGCCCCCAACGCCUUCACCUUCCCCUUCAUUCUCAAGUCUUCAUCCGCCCUAUCCCUCACCCCAACCGGAACACAGCUUCACUGCCACGUCAUCAAGUUCGGCUGCCACCUCGAACCCUUCGUCCAGACCGCACUAAUCACCAUGUACUGCAGGUUUUCUUCACUCGAGAAUGCCCACAAGGUGUUCGAUGAAAUUCCGCACUCGACCAGAUCAACGGUCUGCUACAACGCUUUGAUAUCUGGUUUCAUUCAAAAGUCAAGAUUCUCAGAUGGUAUGCUUUUGCUGCGUGAAAUGAGAGCCAGAGAAGUACCCGUAAACGCAGUCACUAUAUUGGGACUAGUUCCGGGAUGUACAGCUCCAGAGCACUUGGAUUUGGGAAUUUCAUUGCACUGCUUAACAUCAAAGUACAAUUUGAUCACCGAUUUAGCUGUUGCGAAUUGCAUUCUGUCAAUGUACGUCCAUUGUGGGUCGAUUUCAUCAGCUAAGAAGCUGUUCCACGAAAUCCCACACAAGAAUUUAAUCACAUGGAAUGCAAUAAUAUCCGGCUAUUCACAACACGGACUCGGUACAGAGGUUUUGGAUCUUUAUCAAGACAUGCAAUCCGCAAAUAUCUGCCCCGACGAAGUGACGUUAGUUGGCGUACUGUCAUCUUGUGCUAAUCUCGGUGCACAGAGAAUAGGCCGUGAGGUGGAAGAGAUAAUAAAUCGUCGCGGAUUUGGACUUAAUCCGUAUUUAAAAAACUCGUUAAUUAGUAUGUAUGCAAGGUGCGGUGGCUUGGCAAGAGCAAGAGCUAUCUUCGAUGCAAUGCCUGACAAGAAUUUGAUUUCUUGGACAGCCAUAAUAGGUGGGUACGGUAUGCACGGGCAUGGAGAUAUUGCAGUGGAGCUUUUCGAUCGGAUGAUUACGGCAAGAAUCCGACCCGAUAAGGCUGUAUUCGUUUGUGUUCUCACUGCGUGUAGUCAUGCUGGUCUGACACAAAAGGGUUUGGACUAUUUUCAUUCAAUGAAGAGUGUGUAUGAUUUGGAUCCGGGUUCGGAGCACUACUCUUGCGUGGUGGAUCUUUUGGGUCGCGCGGGUCGAUUGGCGGAGGCUUGUAGGCUCAUUGACUCGAUGCCUAUGGGGCCCGACGGGCCUGUUUGGGGAGCCCUUUUGGGUGCUUGCAAGAUCCACAAAAACGUGGAUUUGGCGGAGUUUGCGUUUGCUAAGGUUGUUGAGAUUGAACCGAAGAACAUAGGUUAUUAUGUCUUGUUAUCGAAUAUUUAUACUGAGACGGGUGAUUCUGAAGGUGUUUUAAAGAUUCGGGUUAUGAUGAGAGAGAGAGGGUUGAAGAAGGAUCCGGGUUAUAGUUAUGUUGAAUGUAAAGGAAAGACUCAUUUGUUCAUUGCUGGUGAUAGAAAUCAUUCUCAGACAAAGGAGAUUUAUUCUAAGUUGGAGGAUUUAGUAAAAGGGUGUCGUGAGAAAGAAUAUGGCGAAAUUCCGAGUAAUAAUGUGUCCGUGCACAGCGAAAGAUUGGCGAUUGCGUUUGCUCUGUUGAACGGUAAUGAUUCGGAAAGGGAUAUUCUUGUAAUCAAGAACUUGAGGAUAUGUGGUGAUUGUCAUGUGUUUGUGAAAUCGGUGAGUAAAUCUACUGGUGAAACUUGUUUUUUUUUUUCUCACAAUUGUGACUCGGCGAAUUUUCGGAACUCAUUAAUCUUUAUGAACAAGUUCACAUAUGAAAGAUAAAUACUUUACAAUUGCCAGCUG